Miscanthus lutarioriparius is the source of this 885-nucleotide messenger RNA. NCBI's taxonomy places the organism in Eukaryota, Viridiplantae, Streptophyta, Magnoliopsida, Poales, Poaceae. The record is from the annotation of a GenBank genome assembly.
AUGGAGCAGUACGAGAAGCAGGAGAAGAUCGGGGAGGGCACGUACGGGGUGGUGUACAAGGGGCUGGACAAGGCCACCAACGAGACGAUCGCGCUCAAGAAGAUCCGCCUCGAGCAGGAGGACGAGGGCGUCCCGUCCACCGCCAUCCGCGAGAUCUCUCUCCUCAAGGAGAUGAACCACGACAACAUCGUCAGGUUACAUGAUGUUAUCCACAGCGAGAAGCGCAUAUAUCUUGUCUUCGAGUUCCUGGAUCUGGACCUGAAGAAGUUCAUGGACAAUUGCCCGGAGUUUGCUAAGAAUCCCACUUUGAUUAAGUCAUACCUCUACCAGAUACUCCGUGGUGUUGCUUACUGCCAUUCUCAUAGAUUUCUUCAUCGAGAUUUGAAACCUCAGAACUUAUUGAUAGAUCGGCGUACUAAUACACUGAAGCUUGCAGACUUUGGUUUAUCCAGGGCAUUUGGAAUUCCUGUCCGUACAUUCACUCAUGAGGUAGUGACAUUAUGGUACAGAGCUCCAGAAAUUCUGCUUGGAGCGAAACAGUAUUCGACACCAGUUGAUGUAUGGUCUGUGGGCUGUAUCUUUGCGGAAAUGGUGAACCAAAAGCCACUAUUCCCUGGUGAUUCUGAGAUCGACGAACUGUUUAAGAUAUUCAGGGUAUUAGGUACACCAAAUGAACAAAGUUGGCCAGGAGUCCGUUAUUUGCCUGACUUCAAGACUGCUUUCCCCAGGUGGCAGGCUCAGGACCUGGCAACAAUUGUCCCAAAUCUUGAACCUGCUGGUUUGGACCUUCUCUCGAAAAUGCUUCGAUACGAGCCAAGCAAAAGAAUCACAGCUAGGCAAGCACUUGAGCAUGAGUACUUCAAGGACCUUGAGAUGGUACAGUGA